AUGUUAGUAUCUUUAUUGCACUUAUUCCCUGAUUUCCUUUUAGGGUUCUUGCAUCCUUCAACAAGUACAUCAAAUGAUAAAAUUUCUUGUAUACCAACAGGUCCUGGUAUUCAAGGGUUCAGCGCAAGAUUUUUCCCAUAUCCUAUUGAUUCUACUCAGGCAACUGAUAGUAACUUUUAUAUCCAACAAGAUUAUAUGCUUAAUUCCCCAAUUGGUGCUUCCGACGGUAUUAUUGAUCCGAAUUAUUAUGUUAGACCAUGUAUCCAAAAUCUAUAUACAUUAACUUGUCCUUUAUCAUCUAGUUUAACUUCUGUUGGUAGUAACCUUUUAGUCUGCGGUUCUCGCGCUUGUCAAAAUACGGAUGAUCAGUCUGUCGGUAAUAUUGACAUGUUUGGGUUUAGUACCACAGUUUCAAAUAUUACUGUUGAGCUUUCUGGUUAUCUAUAUACUCCGCAGACAGGAAAUUAUGUCUUUUCUUUAAACAAUAUCGAUGAUGCAGCAUCAAUUACUGUUGGUUCAACAGUCGCAUUUGAUUGUUGCGCCCAGUCUGAUCAAAAUUUUGGCUCAGUGUACUACAGUGAUGUUAUUAGUCUUAAGCCCAGCACUUAUUCUGCACCAACUGUUUCAUCUAAUAUUUUCUUAAGGGCAGGUAAUUAUUACCCAGUGAAAAUUGUUUAUGUAAAUAUGAAAUCGGUUGCACGUUUGGGAACAUCAUUAACAUUACCAGAUGGAACAGUAGUUUCAAACUGGGGUUCUAUGGUAUAUUCCUAUAUGGAUGACACGUACGAAUCGUCGUCCAUAUGUAUCGCAGGAACGGACUUUUCGACGAAUGGACCGACCAGCACAUCUUCAUCAUCACCACUAUCAUCUAGCCUCUAUUCAUUAAUGAGUUCUGCUAAAAGUUCAAUAUCGAAGUCGUCAAUUCCGUCGAGCAGUACAUCAAGCAGUUCACCAAGUAGUUCUAGUUCUGAUGGUUUGAUGAGUACAAAGCAAAUCGCUAGCACAACUAUGGCAAUAUCCAGUUCGAGUUCCAAUUCUACCACUUUCCCUUCGUUGAACAGUACAUUCCUGCAAAUAUCUACGGUUACAUUAAGUAACAUUAGUACAAGUGUUUUGUACAACAGUACUAUGCGAAACACCUCUGGCUCUGAAACAAGUUUGUCUAGCAGAUUUACUUCGCUCUCACCAGAGGACAAGGCACGGAACUCUAGUGCUUCUGGCUCGUAUUCAAUGAGUGGUAGUAGUAGAUCUGUUGUGACCCUAAGUCCAUCAGAUAUGAUGUCUGGGUCCUACACCUCCAAUUCCUCGAUGGUAACUGAUUCCAACGGUUCGUCUUACUACAGUUCAAAUAUUAAGUCUGAUAAGGUAAGUGAUAUGUCGUAUUCUAGCGGUGGUUCAGAUGUAUCUAGUUUUGCAGAGUCGACCAUUUCGACUUUGAAUGGUGAAGUUGUAUCUAGUGAUUCAGUAUUGACCAUGAGUGAGAGUGAGCUUGGCCGCCCUGUUACAUAUAUUGAAAAUACUACGGUUGUGUCUAUCAUGAAGAGUAUUUCUACGAUUGAAAUACCCAAAACCGUUACAACUGAAUCAACAAUGAACUGGACUAUAGUUGCAGCUACUACCCAAACAAUAGAUUAUGAUAGUUCGAUAAAUUUCGAUCUAACCAAUAGCCUAACAGCUAGUGAUCCGUACAGUGACUCGUUUUCUUUUGUGGAUACCAUAGAGGGUUCGAAUAUUGAGAAACCUACUGACAUUUCUCAACAAUCAAAUAUAUAUAAUAUACCAUCAACAAUGACAACAUCUAUGAGUGGCGAAGUUUCAAAUACUAACAUGGUAGAUUAUCAACCCUCAGCCAGUGGCAUUUACUUAUCGUCAGCUGGAGGGUUUUCACUUUAUCAUACAAACGGAGUCUCAUCAAAUACCGAAACUCCUUAUACACAGAUCAUUCACUAUAGUAAUAGUAGUUUGGUUACUGUUUCAACAUUGUUACCGCAAUCCUCAAUUAUAUCUAUGAAUUUGGGCUAUUCAGAAGCAAGUAUACCUACCAUAUCUCCAACUUCAAUAGAUUAUGCAGGUUCAGUAGUUACCAAGAUUAACGAAUUAACUACGACCGAUCACGUAUACACACCAUCGACCUACAAAAAUAAUGAUAUAUCUUCUACAUUUGAUCAUGCGAAAAUGACGUCAUCAUCAAUUAUAACUGCUAAACUCGUGCCAUCAUCCACACCGAAAAAUAGCUUCACUACUACUGAAGAAAUUUCAACUUCAUUUAUAGUCUCAAAAUACGACUCAAUUUCGUUCUCGAAAGAAACCAUAGAAAAUGUUGUCACCAUAUCCUUCACUGAGGAAUAUACAGUAAUUUCUGUUGUUCCAACUAGAACAAUUAUGCCCAGCCAAGUGAUCUUAUCUGAUUCAUCAGGUAUUGUUUCGAACGACGAGAAUAUUUCAAAAUCAACUCCAAUUUCACAUGUAUCAAAUUCAGCUGCUCAAACUAAGCAACAUGCAUUAUUAUCCUCCAAUAGAAAUGACAAUCAAUAUACAACUUCAAUUGGAAUUUCUGAAAAUCCUACCCCAGAAAUACAACAACGUACUACAUUAUCCGGAACUCAAAACUUACUUCUAAGCUCUAAAUCAAUCAGUUCGUAUAGUGCUAGUUCAAGUAUCGAAGCAAACCAUAAUACUGAGAAUUACAGAACCGAAUCCUAUGACUAUGUAUCAAAGAAGCCAUCAAUAAUAUCUUUAGUCAUGGCGUCAGGUAUAAAAUCUAUUGAUGAUAAUGCCUCGAUUAGUUCAUUAUCAUCGGAUAUUGAUCCAAGCAGCAAGAAAACUUCAUCUAAUGCUAUUCCCACAAAUUCUUUAGCAGCUGAUACUAAUUCUGGAAAAAUAGAUCCAACAAUUUCGAUUGAAGCAAACACAAAUAGUAUUACAAUGGCCCAAAUCGCCUCAUCAACUCCCAUAAUUCUAAGUUCAAAUACAAACUCAAAAUCCACAUUAAAUGAUGGUAAUUACCCAUCAUUAGCUUCUAAUAAUGAUCCUUCAGUGUCUACGUAUCAUGGAAGUGGGUCGACACUAAACAUUAACUACAUAUUUAGCACAAUUUUAGUAUUACUAAACUUUAUGGUUUAG
Messenger RNA from Maudiozyma barnettii, 3123 nucleotides. RefSeq lists its product as uncharacterized. The transcript has a single exon. The record is from RefSeq and is a predicted model, not a curated record. NCBI's taxonomy places the organism in Eukaryota, Fungi, Ascomycota, Saccharomycetes, Saccharomycetales, Saccharomycetaceae. The coding region runs from base 1 to 3123 and encodes 1040 amino acids.